This is a messenger RNA of Durio zibethinus, 1160 nucleotides long. Its product is annotated as two-component response regulator ORR9-like. Gene Ontology annotation, biological process: phosphorelay signal transduction system; cytokinin-activated signaling pathway. Lineage: Eukaryota; Viridiplantae; Streptophyta; Magnoliopsida; Malvales; Malvaceae. The record is from RefSeq and is a predicted model, not a curated record.
AUGAAAUCUGCCGGAUCUUGCUUUCCAAACUGUCAGAUUUUCCAUGGGAUUUGCAUCUUCUUCCCCAUGGCCAUCCUUUUAAAACUCACCUCCCCAUGUCUUCUUUUCCUCCAUCCCUUCUUCCAUUCCCAAGAUUCCCAUCUUCUUCUUCUUUUCUGGGUGUUGAAAUCACAUCUUUAACAAUCAUGGGAGUGGCUUCUGAGUAUCAGUUUCAUGUUCUUGCUGUUGAUGACAGCCUCAUUGAUAGAAAACUCAUUGAAAGGCUUCUCAAGACUUCUUCUUAUCAUGUUACUGCAGUGGAUUCUGGAAGCAAGGCUUUGGAGUUUCUUGGAUUGAAUAAUAGCGAUGAAGAUGAACAGAGAAAUUCAAAUCCAGUAUCUGUUGCUCCAGAUGAUGAUCAACAUCAUCAACAAGUGGCAGUCAAUUUGAUCAUCACAGAUUAUUGUAUGCCAGGAAUGACAGGCUAUGAUCUCCUAAGAAAAAUCAAGGAAUCUUCAUCUUUCAAAGACAUACCAGUUGUUAUCAUGUCAUCAGAGAAUAUCCCAUCAAGAAUUAACAGAUGCUUGGAAGAUGGAGCUGAAGAGUUUUUUCUAAAGCCAGUUCAAUUAUCAGAUGUGAACAAGCUGAGGCCUCAUCUGAUGAAAGGAAGAUCAAAAGAAAUGCAACCAAAUGUUAACAAGAGGAAGGGAAUGGAAGAAAUUCACUCUCCUGAUAGAACAAGAACAAGAUACAAUGAAUUAGAAGUGGUCUGAUCAGCAAAUCAAUUAAUAUUUUCCGAUUUAUGAGAUUAGUAGGAAUUAUUUUCUCGGGAGAAUUUUCUUGAUUAUACAAAAUCAUUGUAUGGGAUUUUGGUUUCAUUUGAAAGAAAAAGAGAAAGCUACUUGUCAUGUUUAGAAUUAUGGAAUCUAGGGUUCCACUGUAAAUUACCAGAAGGAAAAAUAUAACUAAAUUUUGUUGUUGGUUGAUCAACAGAAUAUGUUCCUCUUGAGAUCUGUGUCAGAUUUUUCUAUUUCAGUUCCAGAAAUGUUAUAAUCUUCAUCAGUUCAUACCCGAUUUAUGUUCAAACUAAAUCAUGUUUGUCUGAAGGAUAUGCUUCUAUCAUAUCUCUGGUUAAAAACUUGUAACAGAUUCUUACCAGAGGCCUGAACCAGAAUUCUAUC